Messenger RNA from Phytophthora nicotianae INRA-310, 852 nucleotides. RefSeq lists its product as hypothetical. Lineage: Eukaryota; Oomycota; Peronosporomycetes; Peronosporales; Peronosporaceae. Gene Ontology annotation, biological process: error-free translesion synthesis; error-prone translesion synthesis. The coding region runs from base 30 to 464 and encodes 144 amino acids. Gene Ontology annotation, cellular component: nucleus. The transcript has 6 exons. Gene Ontology annotation, molecular function: DNA-directed DNA polymerase activity; deoxycytidyl transferase activity. The record is from RefSeq and is a predicted model, not a curated record.
CACUUUCGGUAAAAGCAACUUGAGCCGCGAUGUUUGCCGUGAAUGGGCCAAGCGGGCCGACGACGCGCAAUGAACGCCGCGUGAAGAGCGAUCGACAACGAGAGGAAGAGGAGGAGACCAGGAGACGCUGGGCUGCGAAGAAAUGCGAGCAGUUUUUUCUCGAGAACCGUGCGCAGGCUGAUAGCAUGAUGCAUGAUAGAAAGGAACCGAAGAUCCGUGCAGCUCAGUCCGAUAUUUUCAAGGGCUGCCGAAUUGUGUUCAAUGGACGUACAGGCAAAGUAUCUUCAUAUUACUUGGCGAAAUUGGUUCAGGAGCACGGUGGCAACGUUGCUUCAACGCUGACCUCCACGCGCGUCACACACAUGGUCGGCUCCAACUUGAACGGGUCCAAGGCAGAUAAAGUGCUGAAGGUAAGCCGCGAGUUGAGGCUUUUACUAGAUCUAAUAAUGAACAUUUCUUGCUGAAAAAAAAAAAAAACAAUAACAACAACAGAGCAGUGGCAAGGUCAAGUUCGUAAGCCCGGGAUGGAUCCUGCAGUCUAUCAAGAAUAAAAAGCGGCAGCCCGAAUUUGAAUUCCUAGUCUACAAGGACUCCCACGCUGCAGGCUCGCUCCGUGCUGCAUUUUCCCGAUCAGUUCCGUCAUCGAAAUGAACGAGUUUGCAGCACAGGGGAAUUCAACAUUUCAAGCGACACAGAGAGUGCAACGCAACACCAACUUGUAAAAAAGAGAAAGAAUAUACCAUGUAUAGGGUCACAACUAACCAAAGUAGCAUUCGUUGUCGCUCCUUUCAAGCCAAAAACGAGAACGAAAGACCUAGGAGAGGAGCGCAGCGAAACCUAAUUCUCCUUUCC